Chondrus crispus (carragheen) is the source of this 1352-nucleotide messenger RNA. RefSeq lists its product as hypothetical. NCBI's taxonomy places the organism in Eukaryota, Rhodophyta, Florideophyceae, Gigartinales, Gigartinaceae. The transcript has 2 exons. Bases 1 to 1092 code for a protein of 363 amino acids. Gene Ontology annotation, molecular function: protein binding. The record is from RefSeq and is a predicted model, not a curated record.
AUGGAGAAGAUGAGCGCCGCCUGCGCUGAAAUGAACGCCCUAUUCUGCAACUCGAUGAACCCUAAUGAUUCGGGCUACCGGUCAGAUGGAAACCAACAACCAGGCAUCAUCAGUAUGAUGUCCUCUCCAGAGCUCCGUAACGAAACUGGUGACGCUAGCGGUAGUGGAGGGAGUGGGUUUUCGUCUAGUGGAAGUAGUCAACGACGGGAUGGACAGAAGUCUUCAUCUGGUUCCCAGUCUUCCUCACAGACUCCUCCACCUGCUGAGACAUCCUCGUGCACUCCAACAAACUCGCUACCGGAUGAGUCUGCAAAGAACGAAGGGGAAGUUGCCAAGAGCGAGGCUCUUUUCGAGGGCAGCGAGAAGUUCAAAAAGACUCCUUCAGCUGGAGAAAAGCAAAAGAGGCCAUCCACUAGGACAGCGGGUAAGCCUUCAUAUGUUUCUGAAUCAGUUUCGGGUUCGGUUUCGGGUUCGGUCUCAGCUCCAAUCUCCGCUGCGAGUGUGCCACCCCCAGCAUCGCACGUGCAAAUGCAAAUGAAGGCAUCGGCGAUGAUGGCGGCAAAUGCCGCUGCUAUGAACCCUGGGAUGGCGGGGCUAUUGCCGUUCGCAUGUGCCAUGCCGUCACCAAUGGGUCACAUGCUUCCGCCCCCAGGCGCAAUGCAUUACCAAGGCAGACCAGUGGCGUUUGUAACAGGUGCCAACGGGACGGAAAUUAUCCCUAUGGAUAUGUUUGCGCAAGCUACGGCGCUGCAGUAUGGGGCUGCAGCGCAAGCCGCGAUGUCAAGAAUGAUGCACCCUGUUGCUGGACAAGGGCCUGUGCCUCCCAGACCAGCACCACAUUUCGAAGCAAUCGGUGGAAGCCGAAAACGGCGGAGAAGGCAACUGCUGGAGAGAAGUGGGUGUACCGAGGAGCAAGCAAGACAGAACCGAGCACACGCAUUGACGAGACUACGACAGAAAAAGACGUUGAGAAGUCAACAAAGCAAGGUGCGAUACGCAUGCCGGAAACGGAUUGCAAUGGUUCGACCUCGGGUAAACGGGCGGUUUGCGACGAAAGAAGAAGUGGAAGAAUGCAAACGAAGCAAUAGCUGAAACUGAUGUCUAUGUUUAUCUGAUGUUUAUGCUAUUAUGUGUUGGGGUUGGGGUUGCCGAGUCAGAAGUUGACGUCCUUCAGAUAGCCUAGGAGAAGACAAGGCUACUAAAAUGCUCAAUGUUAUUUGCGAUUUGAUACAGGACACUAGGGAAGCAUCAAAUUACUCGUGGCUACGUACAAGUUGCUGCCUUUGUACUAUUAUCCGUUGUAUAUACAUUUAUCUGCAAACCAAUAUACCUAAAUGACUUUUGACGGAGUA